AUGACUGAAAUACAAAAUUUAUAUAAGUCGCCGUGGCUGCUCAACUCACUGCUACUCUUUACUUUGUGCUUUGCUUCCUCAACCUUGGCGGAUUUGGAAACGGCCACAUUAAGCCACUACAGCGAACCACGCCAACAAACUGAAAGUAUUGCUUUGAAAGGAAAAUUAGUAUUCGCCCAUGUGCUUUACCGCCACGGCGACCGUACACCGAUUGAACCAUACCCUACGGAUCCAUGGAAAAAGCGCGAGUUUUGGCCCGUCGGUUGGGGUGAGCUGACGAAUUUGGGAAAAAAUCAACACUUCGAGUUGGGUAAAUGGCUACGUCAACGCUAUGAUUCCCUUUUAAAUCUAACCUAUUCCGAAGAUGAAAUUUACGUACGCUCAACAGAUAUCGAUCGCACACUGGCAAGCGCUAUGUCCAAUUUGGCCGGUUUGUAUCCACCGGUUGGCGAUGAAAUCUGGAAUAAAGACAUAGCUUGGCAACCGAUACCGGUACACACAAUUCCUGAGAGACUCGAUAAGGAAUUGGCUGGGAAAGCACCUUGUGCCGCCUACGACUAUGCUCGCUCAGCCGUUUUAAAUUCACUUGAAUUUCAGAAGCUGAAUGAUCGUUACCAAUACUUGUACGAUUACUUGACCAAGUAUUCGGGCCACAAAGUGGACACACUGGAAGCUGUGCAACGCAUAAAUAACACAUUUUUCAUCGAAAUGCUGUACAAUCGCACUUUACCCGAAUGGACCAAGAAGGUGUAUCCCACCGCUGAUAUGACCUACAUUGCUGAUUUCGCAUUCUCUAUAAACACAUACACGCGUCACAUGGCACGCUUGAAGGCUGGUCCGCUGAUCAAAGAGAUGCUACAUCGUUUUGCUGAUAAGGCGCGCGGGUCACUGAAACCCGACCGCUCUGUGUGGAUUUACAGCGCACACGACACAACUGUGGCGAAUGUUUUGAACGCACUCAUGUUGUACAAUAUGAAAAGUCCCGGCUACACAGCGUGUUUACUAUUCGAAUUACGUCUUGACGAGCACAAUAAACCAUUUGUUUCGAUAUUCUACAAAAACACCACUACAGAAGCAACCUUGCUUAGCAUACCGGACUGUGGUGUUGCCUGUCCGCUGGAGCAAUUAUUUGAGAUAUACAAAGACAUUUUGCCUGCGAAUUGGGAGCAGGAAUGCAAGUUGAGCACAAUGAUGAUGGCAUACGAUGACGCUAAUAUUGGCUUGGCCAUGGCUAUUCUUGGAACAAUAAUCUGCAUAAUGCUGCUGUUCUCCACCAUAUUCUUGAUGUACUCUCGUCGUCGCCGCUACAGCUAUUCUGCGUUCACGCAAAGGGCCUAAUUAUUGGCAAUUGAUUUAGCCUUUUAAUUCUCCAACAAAUUCCAAUGGUGAUGAGCACAAAUUUAAAUGUUCCUCUAAAUAUCAGUAACCCUAAUAUUAUGCAUUUAUCAUUUUAAUAAUUGACAAAUUUGAUAUUUAGCAAUUGAAUUACAUUUUUAGUGUGUGUGUGUGUGUGUGCGUAUGCAAGUUUAUUAAUUGUGAUUCACGUUUUUAGCUGAUAAUUUCGCUCUUAUAUCAAAUUAGCAUAUUUUAUAAUAAAUACAUACAUACAUAUAUGUAUGAAUACCUACUUAUACAUACAUACAAAUAUUUACAUACUUAAAAAUUGUGUGCCAGUCAUGGGUCUGUUCGUUAACCUGAAAAUUGUUGAUAGUUUCACAAUUUGCCCAGCAUGAAAACUUGUGGGAACAAAUAACGUUUUUUAACUAAAUUUUAGUUUGCGCUGUGCAGUUGACCUUUGACGCAACCUUUGGUUAUCGAAAGUUGUUAGCUUAUUUUUUUUAUAUCAUUACUAGCGUCUAAAUGUAUAUGAAUAAAAAAAAUUAUGGCCAUGAAAAACACCAAACCCUUAAAAUUUACAGAUCAGUGAUAUUUUUCCUUUGAUGAUGUAGAGUCUAUAGCUGUUUUCCAGUGGUCCAUGACCGGAAUUCGAAUGAAAAUUUUGCGAUAGAAAUCUGCAAGGCGAAUCUAUACAAGGUGGUCUCAUUGAAACAACAACAACAUUCUUCAAAUUAGAAAGGUCUAGAGAAAGGUAAUAGAAGAAUGGAAUAUGACAAAUAGAUAAAAUUCCUUCAUAAAGAAACGAUUCAUUACCAGGUACUCAGGAAGAUGGCAUAUACAAAUUCAAAUAUGUGAAUUCAUACAUGUAAAUAUAAAUUUGCGUUCUCUGAAAUCACUUUUUCGCGCAUUCACAACAUAAUAAAAACGUUCUGCCCUUCCGUUUUACUGGCAUUUUUAAAUUAAAGACGUAUUGAAGAAGAAGAAAUCAAUUACCAAGGCGAAUUGAGUACUGGAGGUGGCGUCUUCCCAAUACAGUUACUUUAUUUUUCCGCGAUUUUGAUAAACCUAACGUUGUUGUUGUUGUUGUAGCAGUAGCUUUGCCCUGCCAGUGUACAUAGUCGUCUUCGUCUAGCUCAUCUAACGGUAGGCCCAGGAAACUUGCCCUUUCGACAGAGACCUGAGGUCAGCUCACUUCCCAAUACAAAAAAAAAAAAACACCAGUCUAACGGUUAGACGCGAUAGAAGUGAAACCUUCCGCAAAACAAACUGAGAGAGAAUAAGACGAAAGCAGCAUUAGGAGCAAGAUAAUUACAGGUUCAUUAUAAUAUUGCUAUAAAGUUCAUAUUUUAUUUUCUUCAUUUUAUUAUUAUUCAUCCUCAAUGUUUUCAAUUUCAACAAAUGAUACGAGUGGCUUAUGAUAGCUAAAAUAUGAUACAAAUGCUUUGGUUUCGAUGUUGUCAACAUGUCUUUGAAAUACCGCGUCAAUGGUUGUUUUUGAUCGUGUUGUCGAUUCAGUGCGAUUGUUACACAUUUUUAAAUUGAAUGUUGUAUUGAGAAAGUCAAUUAAAGGAACCGCUGUGUCCAAUGCAAAAUUUACGUUAAAAUCGCCACUUAAAAUCAUUGGAACUUUAUUGUAAUCUUUUCUAAGUAUCCGCGAUACUUCUGG
Molecule: messenger RNA, 3004 nt
Organism: Anastrepha ludens (Mexican fruit fly)
Lineage: Eukaryota; Metazoa; Arthropoda; Insecta; Diptera; Tephritidae
Gene: Acph-1
Product: prostatic acid phosphatase
Exons: 6
Coding region: 1-1338 (445 amino acids)
Biological process (GO): dephosphorylation
Molecular function (GO): phosphatase activity
Source: RefSeq, a predicted model, not a curated record